Molecule: messenger RNA, 327 nt
Organism: Juglans regia (Persian walnut)
Lineage: Eukaryota; Viridiplantae; Streptophyta; Magnoliopsida; Fagales; Juglandaceae
Exons: 1
Coding region: 1-327 (108 amino acids)
Source: RefSeq, a predicted model, not a curated record
AUGACCUCUGAACUCCGUGCCCUUGAAGAAAACUCCACUUGGACACUUGAAUCUCUCCCCAAUGGUAAGAAACCCAUCGGUUGCAAAUGGGUUUUCAAGACCAAAAUCCAAGCUGACGGUACUGUUAAGCGCUACAAGGCCCAACAAGUGGCCAAAGCCUACACUCAAGUGGAAGGCAUAGACUACCAUGAAACAUUUGCUCCAGUAGCCAAAAUGACCACAGUCCGCUGUGUACUUGUCGUUGCUGCCACAAAAAUUGGAUCAUUCACCAAAUGGACGUCCACAAUGCCUUCUGGCAUAGCGAACUUGAUGAAGAAGUUUACAUGA